CUACUUUCUCUGUAGAAAGCAUAUCACUGGAAUCUCUUUCUCGGAGCGAGAAGACUUUGUUAGGGUUUUGGGAACGCGUGACGAUCGGAAUUUGACGGUGUGGCUAAAGAGUAAUCAAGGCUGAAAGAGAGGAGGCGGAUGGUGUAAACCGCAAUACUAACAUCAGUAAAUGGAAAGCUUUGAAUCUGAAGAACCAGAGAAGAAGAGGCCUCACUUGGAUUCUCACGCCAUGGCCCGUAAUUCCUCCACUUCUCCCAACCAUGUCAAAUCUGUUGACGCAGCAAUUCUCCAGUAUCAGAAUCAAAAACUUGUCCAACAAUUAGAUAUUCAGAAACAUGAGUUGCAUGAUCUUGAAACCAAAAAUAAAGAACUAAAAGACAAGCAAACCUCUUAUGAUGAUAUGCUGAUAACUGUGAAUCAACUUUGGAAUCAGUUGGUUGAUGAUAUGGUCCUGCUUGGAAUACGAGCUGGAGGAGGCCAUAAUGUUUUAAAAAUCUUGGACCAUGCUGACAAGUCUCGAGGUUCUAUACCAAAAUGCCCUGUGGAGGAGAUGUUUCUUUGUAGGCUUCUAGAAACAGAUUUUAUUGAUAGUAGUGACGAAGAUGGGAUUGCCAAUUAUGUUGAACGAGUGUUAUCUGCGCGCCAUUCAUCCACUAGGGACUUGAUAAAAUCUCUGGAGGAUACCAUCUCCGCCGAGAGGAUGAAAACUGAGAGCAUGACUUAUUCUUUACAUGGAAAAUUUUCUGUUGAAGACACUAUAAUGCAGCUUUCUAAGAUUGAUGAUAUGAUGAAAGAAGAGGCUAAAAUUUUGCAUGAGAUGAUCAGUGCUCUACAUUUGAAGCAUAAAGAAUAUGCAGAUGAGAUUCAAACAUAUAUGAGCAACCAUUCAACUGACCAAUCUGAAAUUAAACGUCUUCAAGGUGAGUUAGAAGAAAUUAUGGCCAAACUUGAAGAAAGCAGAAGAAAACUAGUUGACCUAAAAAUGCAGAAGAAUAUAGCAUCUGGGAUGCAUGCAUCAACUCCAGUUGUAGCAAAUGGCAGCUUGUCACCAGAAAAACCUGCAGAUAAGACAAUUGGCUUGCGAGAGAUAAAGGAUUUGAUUGAGGAGACAAAGAUAGUGGCAGCAGAUCGACUUUCUGAACUUCAAGAUGCACAGGAACAGAACCUAAUAUAUUCAAAGCAACUUAAGGAUCUACAGAAUGAACUGAAGGAUGACAAAUUCAUAAAAUCCUCUCGGCUCUACACUUUGUUAAAUGAUCAGCUUCAGCAUUGGAAUGUUGAAAUGGAACAAUACAAAGCACUGUCAGAUGCUCUGCAGACUGACAGGUUACUUGUCAUGAGGAGGGAGAAGGAACUAAAUAUGAAAGUUGAGUCGGCCGAUUCUGUUAGGAAUACAAUUGAUAAUGCUGGUUCUAGAAUUGAGGAGCUAAAUCUGCAACUCCAGAACUGUAUCAUAGAAAGAAAUGAUCUUGAGAUCAAAAUGGAAGGAGCUAUCCAAGAUGCUGGAAGAAAUGACAUCAAAGCAGAAAUUCGUGUGAUGGCAUCAUCUCUGUCAAAGGAAAUGGGAAUGAUGGAAGCUCAGUUGAAUCGCUGGAAGGAGACUGCACACGAAGCUAUUUCUCUUCAUGAAGAAGCCCAAGCACUAAAAGCUUUGUUAAGUGAUAAGACAAACCUACAAAAGUGCUUGGCAGAAGAGUGUGCUGAACAGAUUGUGGAAAUCAGAUCUCUCAAUGAUUCUAUUGAGAAAUUGCAGAAGGAAAAAUUGGAAUUGCAAAUCUUCUUGGAUAUGUAUGGUCAAGGAGGCUGUGAUAAUAGAGAUGUGACUGAAAUAAGAGAAUCAAGAAAUAAAGCUUAUUCGCAAGCUGAAAUCUUGAAAAAUGCCUUGGAUGAACAUAGUCUAGAACUAAGAGUGAAAGCUGCUAAUGAAGCCGAGGCUGCAUGCCAAGAAAGGCUUUCUGUUGCUGAAGCUGAAAUAGCUGACCUAAGAUCUAAAGUGGAUGCUUCUGAGAGGGAUGUUUUGGAGCUCACGGAGGCUAUUAAAAGUAAAGACGGAGAAUCAGAAACAUAUAUUUCUGAAAUUGAGACCAUUGGCCAGGCAUAUGAAGAUAUGCAGGCUCAGAACCAGCACCUCUUGCAGCAGAUGACUGAGAGAGAUGACUACAAUAUUAAGCUUGUCUCUGAGAGCGUAAAGACAAAGCAGACACAUAGUUCCUUACUCUCUGAAAAGCAGACAUUAACAAGGCAACUUAAGCAGGUCAAUUCAUCAAUUGAAUCCGUGAAAAUGAGGAUUGCACAAAGUGAGGAGCAGAUGAAAGUUUGUCUGACAGAUGCUGUAAAAUUCACACAAGAGGAUAGACAUUUUAUGAUUAGCCUUGAAACUGCAAAGUGGGAGUUGGCAGAUGCUGACAAGGAGUUCAAGUGGCUUAAAUCUGCUGCAGCAUCUUCUGAGAAGGACUAUGAGCAGCUCCAGCGGAAGGUGGAAGAGUUCCAAAUGAAGUUGGAUAAGGAACAAAGCCAGAGGAAGAAGCUUGAGGAAGAGCUCAAUGAACUGAAUAGCAAGAUUGCUGAGUUGAGUUCAGAAACCGGAGAGACCACUAUACAGAAGCUUCAGGACGAGAUUAAGAAUUGCAAGAACAUUCUCAAAUGUGGUGUAUGUUUUGAUCGGCCGAAGGAGGUUGUUAUCGUGAAAUGCUAUCAUCUAUUUUGCAAUCCAUGUAUACAGAGAAAUUUAGAGAUACGCCAUCGCAAGUGCCCCGGAUGUGGAACUGCUUUUGGUCAGAAUGAUGUUCGGUUUGUAAAGAUAUGAAAAGUAUGUCCUGUCCCAAGGCUUUGUAUAUCGAUUGUGAUAAAGUCAGUCAGAGUUGGCAUCUGGAAACCAAGGAUGCCCCUUCGGGCCCGAACUUGAUAGUUAUAGAUAUAAUAUGUUUUUUUUCCUCUUUUUCAUAUGUAAUAAUUUGAUCGGCAUGGCACGUAUAUCAAUUGUAAAUGGAAACUAAACUAGGUGAAAGUCAUUACAUCAUCAGGAAAUUGUUCCUUUGGAUC
Molecule: messenger RNA, 3042 nt
Organism: Hibiscus syriacus
Lineage: Eukaryota; Viridiplantae; Streptophyta; Magnoliopsida; Malvales; Malvaceae
Product: E3 ubiquitin-protein ligase BRE1-like 2
Exons: 19
Coding region: 170-2806 (878 amino acids)
Cellular component (GO): nucleus; HULC complex
Molecular function (GO): metal ion binding; ubiquitin protein ligase activity
Source: RefSeq, a predicted model, not a curated record